GGCCGAUUAUCGAGGCGCAAACAACCCUCCUCUUUCACCAUCUUUCCACAGCUCUACCUUGUUCCUUCGCCCAAUCUACUUCUUUAGUGACUGGGCGAACAGCCAGCAUCCAACGCGAUGGCUUCAAUUACGAAGCGCGAUUACUACAACUCCAAGUCGCUCGGUCCUCCAUUAAACAGACGUGUGAAAGAGGCAAAGAUUCUCAUGGUCGGCGCAGGAGGCAUUGGAUGCGAACUACUCAAGAAUCUCGUUCUUUCUGGCUUCGGCGAAGUCCAUAUUGUUGAUCUCGACACCAUCGAUCUGAGCAAUCUCAACCGGCAAUUCCUCUUCAGGCACGAGCAUAUCAAGAAGUCGAAAGCUUUGGUAGCUAAGGAUGCGGCGCAUAGAUUCAACCCAAACGUGAAGCUCGAGGCUCACCAUGCGAACAUCAAGGAUCCGCAGUUUAAUGUCGACUGGUUCAAGGGCUUCACCAUGGUCUUCAAUGCUCUGGAUAACUUGGAGGCACGGAGACAUGUUAAUAAGAUGUGCCUGGCUGCGGAUGUUCCUCUCAUUGAAAGUGGUACGACUGGAUUCAAUGGCCAGGUUCAGGUUAUCAAGAAAGGCACGACAGCAUGCUACGACUGCUCGCCCAAGGAGACACCGAAGAGCUUCCCUGUAUGCACAAUCCGGAGCACACCUAGCCAGCCUAUUCAUUGCAUUGUUUGGGGCAAGAGUUAUCUGUUGAGUGAAAUAUUUGGUGCUAGCGAGGAAGAAGCCCCAGAACUGGACCAUACCGAAGACAGUGAAAAUGCCAAGGAAAUCGAGAAGUUACGUCAAGAGGCGCAAGCUCUGAAGCAAAUCAAGGAGGCCAUGGGCACCGAGUCAUUUCCGCAAUUACUCUUUGACAAGGUUUACAAGGAUGAUAUCUCUCGAUUACGUUCAAUGGAGGAAAUGUGGAAGACUAGACGACCUCCUGAGCCUGUUGAUUAUGCUUCGGCGCUUGAAAAGGCUGCUGAUGCAGAAUCAAGGAAGCAGAAGAUUUUGAAGGAUGGCCAGAAGAUCUGGACUCUGGAAGAGAACAUCGUAGUCUUCAAAGACAGCUUGGAGAGACUAAGUAGAAGAAUGGCAGAGAUGAAGGCUACUUCUGGCGAAAUCACGGCAGAACCAGUGAUCACGUUUGACAAGGACGAUGAUGACACCCUCGACUUUGUUGCUGCCAGUGCAAAUCUGCGCUCGCUAGUCUUUGGAAUCGAGACCAAGUCUCGAUUUGACAUCAAGCAGAUGGCCGGAAACAUCAUUCCAGCAAUCGCGACGACCAAUGCAAUUGUAGCUGGUCUCUGCGUCCUUGAGUCGUUCAAAGUUAUGGAUGGCAAAUACGAUUCUACGAAGGAGAUCUUUCUCUCGCCAUUUGCCCCGGAAAGGCUCCUGGCAUCAGAUCGCCUUCGCUUGCCAAAUCCGGACUGCCCUGUCUGUAGUGUUGCUCAGACUCGUCUCCUCGUUGACAUGUCACGAGCUACUCUUGAAGACCUGGUUGAAAAAUUCUUACGGCUUGAGCUCGGCUACGGAGAGGAAAUAGUCAUCAAUCACGGCGAUAACCUACUUUAUGACGUGGAGGAAACUGAUAAUUUGAGAAAGAAGCUCAGUGAACUCGGCAUCAAGGGUGACAGCUUCCUCACCGUCAUUGACGAAGAUGAUGUAAACCCUCGCGUCAACCUUGUGCUAACUGUUCAGGAAUCCACCACUGCAGACGACAAUCCUAUUAAGAGCUUGGACAUCACCAAGGAUACUAACGAUGAUGCUCCGACAUCUCCCAUCCCACGCAAAAAGAAAACUCCGAAGCCCAGCACCGAAGAUGCUACGAAUGGCUCCUCCUUAAAAAGUAACGGUUCUUCCGUCACUCUUUCAAAUGGCAAUGGCUCUGCGGUAAAGCGAUCCGCCGCCGAUGCUCUCGGUGAUGAUAUUCCUUCCGGCAAGAAAUCAAAGCAGAAUACCGACGAGCAAGAUGGCGGUGUUAUCGUUCUGGACGAUGCUGAUGGUGCCAUUCUGAUUGACUGA
This is a messenger RNA of Cadophora gregata, 2034 nucleotides long. RefSeq names its product E1 ubiquitin-activating protein uba2 (gene UBA2). The transcript has 9 exons. Gene Ontology annotation, cellular component: cytoplasm; SUMO activating enzyme complex. Gene Ontology annotation, biological process: protein sumoylation. The record is from RefSeq and is a predicted model, not a curated record. Lineage: Eukaryota; Fungi; Ascomycota; Leotiomycetes; Helotiales; Ploettnerulaceae. Bases 118 to 2034 code for a protein of 638 amino acids. Gene Ontology annotation, molecular function: SUMO activating enzyme activity.